This is a messenger RNA of Adineta ricciae, 1404 nucleotides long. NCBI's taxonomy places the organism in Eukaryota, Metazoa, Rotifera, Eurotatoria, Adinetida, Adinetidae. The record is from the annotation of a GenBank genome assembly.
AUGUAUCCAAACAUUGGUCAAGGCAAUCCACAACCAUCGGCACCACCACAACCACCAUCAUCAUCGAAUCCUUCGGCGUUAGGAAAUACAGGUGGAUCACAACCUGUUGGAUUCUCCAGUUUGAUGGCACAACCAACAAGUCAACAACCGCCAUAUCCAUCAGGUCCUCAAGCAUCGUUGCCACCUUAUAACAAUCCUUAUGGAUCAAAUAAUCAACCACCGAAACAAGGCAAUUUUUCGUCUUACUCUCUUCCACAAGUUGGACAACAACCACCGCCUCAGCAAGGAGGUGGUGGUUAUCAACAGGGACCAUAUCCACCUCAAUCGAAUCCAUAUUCGAAUUCUAAUCAACCUUCUGGAUUUUCUGGUAAUAACCAACCACCACCAAAUAAUAGUGGCUAUCAAAAUCCCUACGGCCCAUCAAAUUCGUAUCCACCACAGCAAGGCUUUCCCAACAAUCAGAAUCCCUAUCGACCAUCGAAUCCCUAUCCUCCUCAACAAGGUAAUUCUAAUUAUCAAAAUCCAUACGGUCCUCAACAAGGUGGCUAUCCUCCUCCACAACAACCACCACCACAAUAUCAAAGCCCAUAUAGUGCUAACCCACAACAAAAUCAAGGUCCAGGAUACAAUGCUAAUUCAUAUGGAGGACCAGGACAAAUGAAUGAACGUCUUCGUGCGAUAGCAGGUCGAUAUGAAAUCAGUGAUCAACUGGCUCAGCGACUGAAUAUUCUUCAACAAUUCGAAAUUGUCGUUCUUUGCGACGAUUCCGGUUCCAUGAAUACGCCAGUUGACGGAACAAAUGGCACACGAUGGGAUGAACUACGAUCUAUUGUACAAAUCGUUAUCGAAAUUGGUACUGUAUUCGAUUCGAAUGGUGUCGAUGUUCACUUUCUCAACCGUCGGCCUAUGCCGAACGUUACCGACACUCGACAAGUUAUGGAAUCUUUCAGUGAACGUCCCAGCGGUCUAACACCGUUGACAUCAGCUCUACGACGUAUAUUUCAAUCAGCAGCAAGCAAACCUGGCAGUGACAAGCGUCUACUCGUCUUCGUUGCAACUGAUGGCGCACCAACCGAUGCCAAUGGUAAUGUUGACAUACAAAGUUUAGAAAAUUUGAUGCGCAAUGAACGUCAAGCAAACACAACCUAUGUAACAUUUCUUGCAUGUACAGAUGACGAAUCCAGUGUAUCCUAUUUAUCACAAUGGGAUCGCAAUAUGAUGAAUGUAGAUGUUGUUGAUGAUUAUAAGAGUGAACGAGAAGAAAUUCGUCGCACACGUGGUCCAAAUUUUCCAUUUUCAUUUGGAGAUUACGUUGCCAAAGCAUUACUUGGCUCCGUCGACCCACAAAUGGAUCAACUUGAUGAAUGGGGAAAUAACAAUAACAAUAACUAUCGACGAUUUUAA